This is a messenger RNA of Microdochium trichocladiopsis, 1410 nucleotides long. RefSeq lists its product as uncharacterized. NCBI's taxonomy places the organism in Eukaryota, Fungi, Ascomycota, Sordariomycetes, Xylariales, Microdochiaceae. The transcript has 2 exons. Gene Ontology annotation, molecular function: oxidoreductase activity; FAD binding. The record is from RefSeq and is a predicted model, not a curated record. The coding region runs from base 1 to 1410 and encodes 469 amino acids.
AUGGUGCCCAAGGGCAUUGUGCUCACGCCGGACUCGGACGGGUAUGAGGCGAGUCUUCAGAGAUGGAGUCAGACUUGUGUGAAGCGUGCUGCUGUCGUAGUCAAGCCGACCAACGCCAACGAGGUGUCGGCCGCCGUUACGUUCGCCACGUCGCACAAGCUGCCUUUUGCGGUCAAGGGGGGCGGCCACGCUACGAGCGGCGUAUCGGCGUGCGAGGACGGGAUGGCGAUUGACCUGGACCUGCUGCGCGGCGUCUCUGUCGACCCUGAGACCAAGCUCGUCUCGAUUGGCGGCGGGUGCCGGUGGACUGACGUCAACGAGGAGCUGUGGAAGCACGGGCUGGCGACGGUGGGCGGGACGGUGGCGGAUACUGGAGUCGGAGGGCUGAUCCUGGGAGGCGGGAUGGGGUUCCUGACGCCGCAGUACGGGUUGUGCACGGACUUGCUGGUCGAGGCCGAGGUGGUGACGGCGGACGGCAAGAUCCGGGUCGUCUCUGACAAGGACGGGGUGAGCGAGGAGGACAAGGACCUGUUCUGGGCGCUGCGCGGGGCCGGGCAGAACUUUGGGGUGGUGACGCGGUUCACGACGCAGGCGUUUCCGCAGGGCCAUGUGUACAGCGGGAGCGUGGUGGUGGGCCUGGACCAGCUGGACGCGGUGGUCGACUUCAGCAAUGUCAUGAUUGAGCGGCAGGACGAGCGGAGCACGCUGGUGUUUGCAGUGACACACCUGCCGCACGGGGAGGAGCUGGUGGCGGGAGUCCUGUGCAUCGUCUUCUACAACGGGAGCGAGGAGGAGGGCCGGCGGUUCUUUGCGCCGCUGCUGGCGGUGGCGACGGUCGACAUGACCAAGGAGAUGCCGUGGCCCGAAACCAAUGUGCAGCUGGGCCAGGUGGGCGAGGAGUCAAAGUGGCGGCGGCUCCAGGGCGGCUCGACGUUUGUGCCUCCCCUCCAGGCCGACACGGUGCGCAAGGCCGUGGUCGACGAGUUCCUGCCCUUUGCAGCGAGCCAGCCGGGCAUGAAGAACCCAAUCACCAUGAUCCUCUACGAGAUCCUGCCCAACAAAAAGGUGCGCAGCGUCCCGCACACGGCCACGGCCUUCGCCGCCAGAGACAACAUCUACCACAUCAGCACCCUCUUCCAGUGGGAGGACCCGGCCCUCGACAUGACGGUCCGCCACUUCAACCGCAAGAUGAUCCGCAUGCUCAGGGAGCUCGGCGGCAUCAAGGACGGCGUCACCCAGUACAACAACUACGACACGGCAGGGCCCAUCUCCCCCGAGCACGUCUUCGGCGUCAACCUCGAGAGGCUGCGCGCCAUCAAGGCCCGGCUCGACCCAGACAAUGUCUUCUUCAAGUGGCUCUCGCUCUAUCCAAGGCCUGCCGCCCCGGGGGACGACGAACAGCCGCUAUGA